UGUAUCAUUGCUGUCUUGGUGUUAUUUUCUCUCCAGAGAUAUAUACUUUGUUAUCGGAAGGAGUCUACUCUAGAAAUUUUAAUAUUGAAUCAUCACUAUCAUCUUGCACCAUGCCCUACAGCCUAAAAGGUCGCAAUGUCUUGGUCACUGGUGGAUCUAGAGGCCUAGGCGCUGUGAUAUGCGAAAAGUUUGCUGCAGAGGGUGCAAAUCUCAUGAUCAACUAUGCAAGCGCAAAGAACAAAGCAGAAGAGCUUGCCGGAAAGUGCACGAAGGACUUCGGUGUCAAGGCUGCCAUUGUCCAAGGGGAUGUCGGAGUCGCAGCAGAUUGUGCUCGGCUGGUCCAGGAGACCGUGAAACAACUCGGUGGAAUCGAUGUCCUCGUCAACAAUGCUGGCUGGACUAGAUUUGCGAAAUUUGGAGACAUUAACGAUCUCAGCCACGAUGAAUGGGACAAGUGUUGGCACGUGAAUGUCAUGUCACAACUAUGUCUGAUGCAGGAGGUUGCACCGCUCUUCAAUGCCAACCCGGAUGGAGGAGUAUUUCUCAUUUCUUCAUCGAUUGCGGGUAUUAGCUGUGCUGGAAGUAGCAUGGGCUACUCUGUGACCAAGGCCGCCGGUGUUCACAUGAUGAAAUGCCUCGCCUCGACCCAAGGCCCGAAGAUAAGAGUCAACGCAAUUUUGCCAGGUCUUCUGCUCACAGAUUGGGAAAGUAUAGUCCAAACUAGAACAAAGUCUCGACCGCUAACAAUAGCAGGGUAUGAGGUACACUGAGGACCGACGACAGCAGACGAUUAAUGCAGCUGCCUUGAAACAUGAAACAUAUCUGGAUGACUGUGCCGACUCAUUCAUCUCGACUGCAAAGAACACCUCGAUCACAGGCCAGCAAAUUGUAGUUGAUGCCGGCGUUAUCAUCAGGUAGAUGGCUUCUGCGAAUCUCGGUGUAUAGGUUGUUCUUAUGCGGUGUGGAUCUCCGGCAAUUCAAAAGGCCGCGUAGAGACCUGCAGACAAAAGUCUCCGACACUCUCUGCUCUCAGGAAGACUACGGUGCGAGCAGCGGCUGCGGCACCAGUAGAUUUUCCCAUAGAAGCGACAGUCAUGUGAGGAAACACAAGUUGUCUACCCUCGCCAUCUGUGGCGAGAGUGUUGACCAACAAAGGCUUAUCACUUUCAAUCGGAUCUUGGCUUUUCGGUAUAAUUGCGUAAGGAACGCCCACUGGG
This is a messenger RNA of Exophiala oligosperma, 1217 nucleotides long. RefSeq lists its product as uncharacterized. The transcript has 8 exons. The record is from RefSeq and is a predicted model, not a curated record. Lineage: Eukaryota; Fungi; Ascomycota; Eurotiomycetes; Chaetothyriales; Herpotrichiellaceae. The coding region runs from base 111 to 770 and encodes 219 amino acids. Gene Ontology annotation, molecular function: oxidoreductase activity.